This is a messenger RNA of Necator americanus (New World hookworm), 633 nucleotides long. RefSeq lists its product as uncharacterized. The record is from RefSeq and is a predicted model, not a curated record. The transcript has a single exon. NCBI's taxonomy places the organism in Eukaryota, Metazoa, Nematoda, Chromadorea, Rhabditida, Ancylostomatidae. The coding region runs from base 1 to 633 and encodes 210 amino acids.
AUGCCGCUCUGUCUCACUUUCAUCGACCUGAAGAAGGCCUUCGACUCAGUUGAGACGGAAGCGGAUAACCAAGGUGUCCCUGCUCAGUACAUAAAGGUAUUUCGAAAGUUGUACAGUAACUUCCCGACCGGAAUUCCGCCAUUCUACAAGAACAUCAUCACUGACGUGAAGAGGAGGUUCCGACAGGGUGAUACAACCUCACCCAAAAUGUUCACAGCCUCCCUCGAGAACGCAAUGCGAAAGUUGGAAUGGGACGACAUGGGAGUGAAGGUUGAUGGUCGGCAGUUACACCACUUGCGCUCUGCUGAUGACAUCGUACUGAUAACACCUAGCCAAGCGGAACGAAUGCUGACCGAAUUCCAAGAAACAUGUGGAUGCAUCGGUCUUCAGCUGAAUCUGCAAAAGACGAUGUUCAUGCGCAACGGAUGGGUCUCGGUUGCCCCAUUCACGCUCAACGGAACGAACAUAUCCAAAUGCAUUUGGGCUUUGGAAAAAAAAGCUACUUGGGGAGCGUAUAAGAGGAUUGAGGAUGUAGUGAAGGAGACCAGGAACACUCGGCUCCGUGCUCAUCUCAUCAACACCACCGUACUUCCUGCUUUGAUCUAUGCUUCAGAAACCUGGGCAAUUCGCUAG